AUGGCCAUGUCCACAAUGCUGGCAGCCACUGGUAACGAGAUCCACUGCGAUGCCGAGCAUAAUAUUGCCACAGCUAGCAAUCAGCUCAACCCCUCGAGCAGUGUGCCGGGUGCCAAAGUCAUUUGCUACACCGAUUUGGCUGGCAUGUUCGAGGUGACGGUCUCGUCGCGUCCCGCCAUGGCUGAGUCCCUUACGGACAAUUCGACAGAGACGUUCUGGGAGAGCGACGAGGAGGAUCGCAACAAAUGCAAGAUCAUUGAGCUCUCAAUGAGCAAGCUUAGCUAUGCCUGCAAAUUUGUGCUCGUGCACAUCGACAACAGCCGCGACAUUCAGAACAAGGUGCUGAAUGUGGUGUUUUAUGCCGGCCAAUCGCUCGGCGAUACCAAUCUGAUCAAAUCAGUGGAUGUGGAUCAAAAGGCAUGCGUUUGGAUUGCGGCCAAAAUCAGCGACGAGAGCUCCACACAUUUUCGCCUCGAGCUCCACGGACCGGAGAACACACUGCGGGUGCGUCAAAUCAAGCUGCUGGGACUGCCAAGUGGACAACAACAACAACAAGGAGCAGCUGGUGCUGCUGUUGCUGGCGAAGAGUUGCUGGCGGAGCAUCGCUCCAAUCUGCGCAUGUCACACGCAGCACACAUUCAACAGCAAAUCUGCGAGGCGGAAACACUGCGGGUCUUCCGUCUCAUCACCGGCCAGGUCUUUGGCAAGCUGAUCAGCAAUGUGAACGAUGCGGUCACAGCCACUGGCGGGGGAGCGGGCGGAGCUGCUGGCUCCUCUUCGGUUCUGGACGGUGGUGGCAACAUGCUGGCGGACUCACUUGAUCUCCGGGAACACAUGGUCGGCAUACUGUUCUCGCGCAGCAAACUGUCGCAUCUGCAGAAGCAGGUGAUUGUGCACAUUGUGCACGCCAUCAAGAAGGAGGCGCAACGGGCCAAGGAGGACUGGGAGCUGGCCAAUUUGGCACAUGUGCUCAAGCAUCAGCCGGCACAACAAACAGCCGCAGCACCUCAGUCAGCGACCACUGGCGUUUCAGCGCUCAUCUCCAGCGACAGCAGCUCGGAACGCAGUCGCGCCCCGGACACCUAUUGCUUUGAGAUGCUCAGCAUGGUGCUGGCGCUCUCCGGCAGCGUGGUUGGUCGCUCCUAUCUGUCGCAACAGUACGGUCUGCUGCGGGAUCUGCUCGGUUUGCUGCACACGGGCAGCGAUCGAGUGCAGCGUCAGGUGACGGCGCUGUUGCGUCGCAUACUUCCCGAAAUAACCCCGGAGAGUUUCGCCGAGCUGCUCGGCGUGCAGCGGCUGCCACCGGCGGACUACAGCAUCGCGCAUCAGAGUGCCAGCGACUUUGACAUGAGUCGCUUGGGGCUGCUCGACAUUUUCCUGGCCGUUAUUGUCAAGUCACCGCAGUUGCAGGUCAAGGUAAAGACAACGUCGGCCAAUGCAGCUGGCGGCGUGACGGUGCCAAGUGGCGGCAACACAACGGCUGGCGGAAACAUCGGAACGGCAACAGCGAAGUCGGGACAGCUGGAGAAGACGCCGGCAUUUGUGCGUCUCUGCAGUUCGUUGGAUCUGUCCGUGCAACUGUUGCGUGCACGUCCCACAACAGCGGAGCAGUUGGCGACCGCCUCAUCGACUGCCUCAUCAACGGCGCCCGGUGGCAGCGAUCCCUUUCGCUUUGAUGCGGCGCCCGUGAAGAAGGAGUCCAAACGGAAUCUGAAUCAACGCUGGUUCCUCAACGGUAUCAUCUCCACCAAACAGGCGGAGAGCAUCAUUGGCCUCAUACGGGAUUUGGCAAGCGGCAAGCUGAGCGAGAAGUGGUCACAGAUCACCAAGGCGGCCAUUGCCGAGUCAGUGUUGAAUUUAACACGCCUCGAGGAGAUCUAUCGCACGCCGGAGCAUUGCACAAAGACGGCAACAUUGUGGCUGGCGUUGGCCAGUCUCUGUGUGCUGGAGCGUGAUCACGUCGAGAAACUCUCCUCGGGCCAAUGGUCAAAGCUCUGCGACACGCGUCCCAUGUGCAGCAAUCACGACGAUGGCGAAACAGCGGCGAUCAUACAAUGCGAGACCUGCGGUUCGCUUUGCGGCGACUGCGAUCGCUUUUUGCACUUGAAUCGCAAGACGCGUUCACAUAAGCGCACGGUGUGCAAGGAGGAGGAGGAGGCGAUACGCGUGGAGCUGCAUGAAUCGUGCGGUCGCACCAAACUCUUUUGGCUCUGCCUGGCCGACUCAAAGACCCUG
This is a messenger RNA of Drosophila sulfurigaster albostrigata, 2235 nucleotides long. Its product is annotated as E3 ubiquitin-protein ligase highwire-like. Gene Ontology annotation, cellular component: nucleus. Lineage: Eukaryota; Metazoa; Arthropoda; Insecta; Diptera; Drosophilidae. The record is from RefSeq and is a predicted model, not a curated record.